AUGACGACGCGCGAAAGAAAACAAAGAGAGUCCACGGAUGGCAUUGUAGAUAUGGAGAUGACGGCCUUCCUUGAGCGGAAUGACAUCCACAUAUACCUAGGACAUGCCUUGAUCUUUGGUUUCUGCUCCAACAAAUAUGUCACGUAUAGAACGGUCCUGCGUGCCCUGACCUGUGGCGUGUUCCAGUUUCGCUACCCUUUGUACAGACUGGGAUUAAUCCCAUACGACCCCUCAGGCCCCCUCAUGUUUCCGGAAUGUAGAGGUAGCGUGGACUUCGAACAAAACGAGUAUAGCAUUGCAGAUAUAAUGCCGGCGGGCUGCUAUGAGAUUGUCGACGAGUACAAGAAGAUCCGCCUUGAACGGUCUGACUGUUUCUUAGUCCAAACGCCAGUGAGAACACGGUCCCUCGUUACCCCCAAAGCCCCUACAGAAGUCCAAAAGGAGGAUAUUAAAUCGCUCAGAGUGUCUACUUCGGACAAUCGGACUCAAAGCGCACAAAAUGGAGACCAAGGCCUACCCUCAGAAGUUCAAAGUCGAGCAAGGGCAUCUGACGCGCCUGCGAGGACAUGGAAGGUUCACGGAAAAUGCGCAUUCACCGGUCAAGGCCCAGCGCUAUCCAUCAAUUCCAACCAGCCGUCAAACGUGCAAAUAAUGCAUAUCUGGAAACACUCGUACCUCGAUCUUUGGAGAGAGGCUAAUCUGGAGCAAUAUUGCACUGAUCCAGGUCCGGCGACCGCGACCCAACCCUCUGAACACCGGUAUCUUGGAUAUCAUAAGAUAUGCAGCCUGAGCAAUACCUGUGCAGUGCGAUGCGACAUACUUAACCUCCUUGAUGAUAAUGAGCUGUCAAUUGAUAGUACCAACAGACAUCUUCUGUCGUUUUCAAAGGGUCUCGUUGACUACACCGAAUAUCAGUAUGAUGUUCGACACAUUACUCGCAUAUAUCAACCAGCUCCUAAAUUCUGGGAGCUACAUUUCUUGAACUGUGUGAUGGCACACUGCAUUUGCCCAUCUAUUCGUGUGGAUUUGGAGGAGGAGGAGGAGAGAGUUGAGGGGAGUAUGGGUACUUUGCAGGGCGCAGCCAGUACUGAGGAGGAUGGGGGUAGAGUUGACCUAACAGGUGGUGGUUUCUGGGCGUCUAAGCGACGCCGGGAUGCGCAUGCUACGGCGAUGCAAUAUUUUGAUGAAGAAUCUGGUGUCUUUUACCACGAGAUUGGUGCUGGAAAGGAUGCCAUGGAGGAUUACAUCGCUCAAUCCCUCACUAUUCCUCACCCUGGACCGCUAUUACCUCCUCGCAUUGCAAAUUUGGAUGACAUGGAGUUCGCAUAG
This is a messenger RNA of Desarmillaria tabescens, 1329 nucleotides long. RefSeq lists its product as uncharacterized. The coding region runs from base 1 to 1329 and encodes 442 amino acids. The record is from RefSeq and is a predicted model, not a curated record. The transcript is spliced from 7 exons. NCBI's taxonomy places the organism in Eukaryota, Fungi, Basidiomycota, Agaricomycetes, Agaricales, Physalacriaceae.